Messenger RNA from Malus domestica (apple), 1269 nucleotides. Its product is annotated as transcription factor bHLH10-like. Lineage: Eukaryota; Viridiplantae; Streptophyta; Magnoliopsida; Rosales; Rosaceae. Gene Ontology annotation, biological process: regulation of DNA-templated transcription; anther wall tapetum development. The record is from RefSeq and is a predicted model, not a curated record. Gene Ontology annotation, molecular function: protein dimerization activity.
CUGUGCUAUUGGAUAGGGAGAGAGAGAGAAGAAAACAAAGAUACAGUUCUCUCUAACCUCCAUAAAUAUUUGCAGUUUGCUGCAACUUUGACCCAAUCUCCAUCCCAGAGUCUGCAGCAGAGAGUAUGCCCAACCACGACCCUCUCCCUCCUCUACCACCGCCGCCGCCACAACCACCGCAAGUUCUGAUGGAUGAGCUAUCUUGUCAUCACCAUCACCAUAAUCAUCAUUCCUCCAUGGACAUCGAGCUCCAUAACGAACUUGGGUUCAAUGUGGAUAAUCCAUACAACACCACCAGUGGCCAUAACGACAAUGGGUACACCUUGCCUGGCUCAGGAAACGGAUCAUUGUUCAGUAGCGGCGGCGAUGAGAGAGAGGGGAGUGGUGGGGGCAUUUACCCAGAUGAUGGCACUAUUACCGAGUCUUUUUUUGAGGAUGGAGUUAUGGAGUUCUCCAGAGAAAUGGGUUCUAUUGGAAGAGGAAGAAAUCGCAAAGAAUCCAAAAACCUUGCCAUUGAUCGCGUUCGGAGACAGCAGUUGAAUGACAAGUUCUUCACCUUGAGGAAUUUGAUUCCCAACCGAACUCAGAAUGAUAAAGCAUCAAUUGUGGGAGAUGCAAUUGGUUACAUAAACGAGCUUCUGAGGACAGUGGAUGAGCUGAAAUUGCUGGUGGAGAAGAAAAGGUGUGGGAGAGAGAGGAUCAACAGGCACAAAACUGAACAAGAUCGUGGUGCCGCCGGAGACGAUGAGAGUUGCAACAUUAAGCCUGUUGGUGAGCCUCAUGACCAGUCCUACAACAAUGGCUCUCUGAGGAGCUCAUGGCUUCAAAGGAAAUCCAAAUACACCGAGGUUGAUAUCCGCAUUAUCGAAGAUGAAGUUACCAUCAAACUGGUGCAGAGGAAGAAGAUCAACCUGUUGCUGUUUGUGUCCAGGCUUCUUGACGAGCUGCAGCUUGAUCUUCAUCAUGUUGCUGGUGGCCAAAUUGGCAAUUCCUACAGCUUCUUGUUCAAUACCAAGAUGUACGAAGGGUCUUGCUUGUAUGCAAGUGCUAUUGCUGGCAAGUUCAUUGAGGUUCUGGACGGACAAUAUUCAGCAGUUCCACCUACCGGCAGUUAUUAGGAAGGCAUUAGAUGGUCCUUGGAUUAUUGUUUUAAGUCUUUUAAAUAGUAUCUUUUCCUGAAAUGUUGGAGAGUUGGAUUGAAUAGUUCACUUGAACAUAUUCUUUAUGGUGUUUUCUAAAUUUUCUUGAGUUAGAAUAAGAAGUUGAUUU